Larimichthys crocea (large yellow croaker) is the source of this 1822-nucleotide messenger RNA. RefSeq names its product clathrin, light chain B (gene cltb). NCBI's taxonomy places the organism in Eukaryota, Metazoa, Chordata, Actinopteri, Sciaenidae. The record is from RefSeq and is a predicted model, not a curated record. Gene Ontology annotation, biological process: clathrin-dependent endocytosis; intracellular protein transport. Gene Ontology annotation, molecular function: structural molecule activity; clathrin heavy chain binding. The transcript is spliced from 7 exons. Gene Ontology annotation, cellular component: plasma membrane; postsynaptic endocytic zone cytoplasmic component; clathrin coat of coated pit. Bases 292 to 993 code for a protein of 233 amino acids.
CAAACUACGACAAAAGGGAAAUGGUACCCUCAGGGUCUGCCCUGCUCCAUCAUCAUCACAGUGGCUGAACAAGUGAAGAAAUCAUGAAUCAUCAGUAAGGGCCUUAAGUCGAAGCUUACAUUUAUUACAGCUUACUCUGUCGCUUACACUAGUCCGUUUAUAAUUGCUGUUAUUCGGGGAAAAAUAUUGAGGUUGCUUGCAUCGACGCUGCAGGACCGGUGGCCUGAUUUUUAUUUUAUUUUUUUUGUUGGGAGCUAAACCCAGUUAAACUUGUAAACACUUUUGUGAAAGAUGGCUGACAACGGAGCACACCCGACUGAAGAGGACCCGGCUGCAGCUUUUCUCGCUCAGCAGGAGAGUGAGAUAGCCGGGAUUGAGAACGACGGCGACGGCGACGGCGACGGCUUCGGGGCGUUGGAAGGAGCCGACGGGCAACAGCCGGUUCAGCCUCAGCCGGCCAACUAUGACUUGGACAGUUUUGGAGAGCCUGCCACCUUGAAUGGAGACAUGUUUCAGGAGUCCAAUGGGCCAACAGACAACUAUGCAGCCAUCGCCCAGGUGGAUAUUCAGAGACAAGAGCCAGAGAGUUUACGCAAGUGGAGGGAGGAGCAGAAGGCACGCCUUGAAGCAUUAGACUCUGCAUCCAAGGCGGCGGAGGCAGAGUGGAGAGAGAAAGCCAAAAAGGAGCUGGAGGACUGGCAUGUACACCAGAGCGAGCAGAUGGAGAAGAACAAGGCCAACAACAGACUCUGUCCAAGUCUGGCACGGAUUGCUGACAAGGCUUUCUACAAACAGCCCAACUCUGAUGUUAUAGGCUUGGUAGCAUCAGAAGAGGCUUUCCUGGCAGAGACCGACAGCGACAGUCCAGGAUCUGAAUGGGAGAGAGUAGCCCGUCUCUGCGACUUCAAUCCGAAAACCAACAAACAGGCAAAGGAUGUUUCUCGAAUGCGUUCUGUCCUCAUCUCUCUCAAACAGACACCUCUGGUUCGCUAGAGAAAGAGGAGGGAGAAUUUCCUUCCAGAAACAAUGCCUUUUUUCAGUUUUAACCUCACAUUGCAGUCAGAAAAGUUUGUACUCCCCCUUUUCCAUAAAACUCCUGGUAUGUUUAUAACCUUUGAAAACUUCCUGCCUUUCUUGAUGCCUCUUAUAUUGAAAUAAUAUACCUAACCCCACUCUCUUAUGAGAAGAUGAAGGACUGCUCUCUUGUUACAUCCUUUUGCUCACCAGUUUUAUCACUGCUAUACUUAAGAAAAUAUUGUUACUGUAAGUUAAGCAUUUUCCAUCCCCCCCUUUAAGUUAUAAACUGUUAUUAGGUCAACCUUACUGCAUGCCUCUGCCAAUAUUUUGGAUGCACAUUUUUUUGUUGUUUUAUAAAUUAGAAUUUUGGUCAGUGUCAAACACUUUAAGCACUGUUGCGUAUUAGAUUGUAACCACUUAUGCCUCUCAUCAAUGUAGAAUUAUAAAGUCUUUGUUCACAUUCGAUGUAUUUUACCAUAUUUAACGUAGCUAGCAUUAUUAUUUUUUUCCUCUUUCGAAUGCAUAAGCUUGUGGCCUUUUUGAUGUAGCUCUUACUCCAGUUUUGAGUAUUUAGCCAGAUGGAUUUCCUCUUUUAAUCAGGCAAGGGAAAAAAAAUAAAUUACAACCAAAGAUUUCUGCUAAUCAAAAUUUUCUCUUUACGGCGAGUUCUCAUCUCACUGAUUUUUAAGUUUUAUGCACCAUUUUUGGGUUACAGCAAUAUGUUUUCGAUUUUCUAAACAAUCAAUACGGUGUGAAUUUUAACAGUAAUGUCUGCACAUUGUUUCACACGUUGCCUAUUUGGACA